Mytilus trossulus (common blue mussel) is the source of this 1496-nucleotide messenger RNA. Its product is annotated as multiple inositol polyphosphate phosphatase 1-like. Gene Ontology annotation, molecular function: inositol phosphate phosphatase activity; acid phosphatase activity. Lineage: Eukaryota; Metazoa; Mollusca; Bivalvia; Mytilida; Mytilidae. The record is from RefSeq and is a predicted model, not a curated record. The transcript is spliced from 5 exons. Bases 130 to 1458 code for a protein of 442 amino acids.
UUUGGAACUAAUAUCAGUCAGUAUGUAGGGCAUUCUGAAGAAAUUAUUAACCUUCUGAUAAAAGUUCUUUCGCACCUUAUUUAAUAUCGUCCAGUGUGCAAACAACGUUGCUGUAUAACUAGAACAGACAUGACAUUAAAAUGGCUGAUUCUUAUCAUGUCUGUUGUCCAAUGGACCACAGGAAACAUUAUGUUUGGAUUACCUCCUAAUUUAUUUGGCCACAAAGUGUCAUACCUCUGGCGAUUUCCAAACCAGUCGUUCGAUCAGAAUGAACUAAUGACGAUCAAUCCCAAUGGAAAAUCCUGUAAAGCAGUUCAGUUCAAUUAUGUCGGUAGACAUGCCGCCCGUUUUCCAUCCAGUUACGAUUUUAAUAAUUUUGAAGAAGUCCGAAAUAAAAUCCUUGCUCAUUCUGAUGGUUCUCAAUUUCCAUUCCUGAAGACAUGGCAGGAUUAUCCACCAAAAGAUAGUGGACAUAUUGAAGACCUCGGUCGAGUCGAAAUGCAUCAUUUAGGAGAUAUGUAUGGCAAUGGAUUAUUAGAUUUAUUUCAAGGACAAAUUUCCCCCAGUACAAUUAAACUUGCUGGGAUGACAAAGAAAAGAACAAGAACAAGCGCUUCUGAAUUUUAUAAAGGUUUUACAAAAAGGGUAACUGGAACAAGUUUAUCGGACAUAACACCGAUAAUAAAUGAUCCGGUAAUAGGCUUUUUCAAAAAUUGUCCUCAGUAUGAUGUGGGCGUGCGAAACAAUAUAACAAACUUGAUGCAGCUGCACAUGUUCCAAAAUGGCUCAUUGUUCCAGGGUGUUUUGAAAAAUGUAACACACAGACUUGGGAUGAACACAACACUCAGUAUUGAUGACCUGAAGGAGAUAUAUUUGCUGUGUUCCACUGGAUUGGCUGUAAGAAACAACACGGCAUGGUGUGAUAUUUUGACUCCCGGUGAUAUAGAGAUUAUUAACUUCGAAAGUGAUCUUGAUGACUACUACACUAUAUUUAUUGGCCAUCCUCUGACUCCUAAGAUAUCUUGUCCGAUGUGGGAGGAUGUAUUUGCCUCAUUAGACAACGCUAUAAAAAUGUUCGAUGCAAAUCAAAGUUAUCUUCUUGGUGAUUUACGGUUUGGACGUUCUACCACAAUGGAUUCAUUCUAUGCAGCACUUGGACUUUUCAAUGAUCAUAAAGCUUUACGAGCAGACAAUUAUGCUGAGAUGAAAAACCGUUUAUUUUACCAAGCAAAGACAACAACAUUUGGUGCCCAUAUUGCAUUUAUUCUCUACAACUGUGGCGGGUCCGGUCCAGAAAACUACAUGUUGAAAAUGUUUGUUAAUGGGAAGCCAAUGGUUAUUCCAAAAUGCGGAAGUGAUACAUGUCAAUAUUUAGAUGUGAAAAGUAAAUACGCAGACUUUAUCAAACAUUGUCAGUGGAAACAUAUAUGCAGCGUUACCAAACCAGUUGUCGGAUAACACAUUGUCAUCUGAAAUUGAUAUAAAUUACCCAUACC